CUCCGAGGCAACUACAUACCUACUACCUCCGUCCCUUAAAACUUUGCCAAAGUUGACCAGUACGGAGAAUAAUAAAGUAAAAACUGUGUGGUUGAGGUUUGUGCAGAGGAGAGAGAAAUAACAGAAACCACAAAAUAAUUGAUUAAAAGGGAAAGUAGCAAAGUUUUUUGGGAUGUCCCAAAAAGGAAAGAUGGAAAAGUUUUAAGGGACGGAGGAGUAUUAUUCUGACAUUUUGUGUACAGAUUAAGGACAACUUGUGUAACUUGGCAUUUCUGUAAUUACAUAGACAAGUGUUAGCUCAAACCUACAUUUUUACCGAGCAAACGCCGAAGACGACCCGGGGGUAAAUCAAGGCAGUCUAGACAGUGAAUUGUGAAAUGGAAGGGAACAUGAAAAUGGAGGGUUGAAGUUGAACAGUUGAACUCUUUCCGAAUUGCCCUGCAUAAAGGACCAGGUUCUCGCUGAUCCUCAACAUUCGGCUGCAGAGAAAUUCAUCAGCGGCGAUACAUCAGAAUCGAAUAUUAGAAAUUGGUAAACCAAGCUUUCUGAUUUCAUCUCCUUAUAUCAGUACUUGUGCAGUUAUAUUAGCACUUGUCCAGUGAUCGGCGACGAACGCCGUCGAAAUUUCACUUGUGUGUCCAAUUUCAUGUGCAUUCGUGAUAUCGAGUCGGUCAUUCGAUGUAAGUUAUAUCCACAUGAGAGCGAAAUUAGGGUUUAUUUGCGUUUGUGUUUGUUUGGGUAGCACAAAGAAGAAGCGAACAGGCCUCCAAAUUGAAGAGGGAUUCCUGAUCUGCAUGUUUAUCUGGCUGCGGAAUGGAUCACGGAAGCAUUUUAGACACGGUCGGAGGUGAGAUUACCGGGGUGAUGGCUCCGGUGUCUAUUUGCAUGUUCUUGGUGGUCCUCAUUGUAUACUCACUUUCUUCUCCCUCCACAACCACCACCACUAUCCAGACUGCCGCAAAUCUUGUAUACCUUGAAAACCCUUCCGAUUCCACUUCUCAAAAACUGGAAGGAGCUCUUCUCAAUGCACUGGUUUUCGUUAUCCUCCUUGUGGUGGUCACCUUUCUCCUUGUGGCCCUCUAUUAUUUUCGAUUCACAAACUUUAUAAAACACUAUGUCCGCCUCUCUGUGUUCUUUGUAUUGACGUCCAUGGGCGGCUCCAUCUUCCUCUCCAUCAUCCAGCACUUCAACAUCCCCAUAGACGUAAUCACUUGUGCUUUACUCCUUUUCAACUUCAGUAUCCUUGGGGUCAUCUCCGUCUUUUCACAGGGGGUGCCCAUCCUGCUUAAUCAGAUGUACAUGGUGGCAGUUGGGAUCAUCGUGGCCGUUUGGUUCACGAAAUUGCCCGAGUGGACCACAUGGGUUUGCCUUGUGAUGUUGGCUUUGUAUGAUUUGGUUGCAGUGUUGGCCCCUGGAGGACCACUUAAGAUUCUGGUGGAGUUGUCUUCAUCACGGAAUGAGGAACUUCCUGCUCUAAUUUAUGAGUCCCGGCCUAGCGAGCAAAGGAGCAGAAGAGGUUCUGGGGUUGGGCUUUUGCUGGCUGGGGUUUCUGAUAUUGAACUUCAAACCGUUUCAGGUAAUACUAAUGUUACCAGUGGUGAUGAUGAGAAUAUUGAUGUAAGGAGCCCACAUUCGGCUGUAAAUAUUCAAAAUGAAUGCGAGGAAAUCACGGAGGAGACUUCUCCAUUGAUGACUAGCGGUAAUUCUUUGACAGAAAGGCACGAUGAGAGCACAGAAGUAAGAGAGUUGGAGAGGCAAAGUGAAGAAGAGGAGGAGGGGGAGAGAGAGAGGGGGAUUAGGCUUGGAUUAGGGGACUUCAUCUUCUAUAGUGUUCUGCUUGGAAGGGCUGCAAUGUUUGAUCUGUUGACAGUGUAUGCUUGUUACCUUGCUAUCAUAUCUGGGUUGGGGUGCACUCUAAUUUUGCUUGCCGUGUGCCGUCAUGCUUUGCCUGCGCUUCCCAUUUCAAUUGCUCUUGGGGUUAUGUUUUACUUUUUGACAAGGCUCUUGUUGGAGCCAUUUGUCGUUGGCGCGUCAACCAAUCUGAUCAUGUUCUGACUAUUAGUGCUGCUGCACAAAAGCUGUUUAGGUGCUCAUAAGAAUGAGAGUCUACUGUUUUGGUUUGAGGAAUCUGUUUAUGCUUUAGGUGUUGAAGAGCUGUUAUACUCUGUUGCAAUUUUUUUGUGUAUUGACAGAAACUCUGGAAACUUAUUCUUGAACAGAUUCUUCUGCUCUAGCACUGGUAUGCAUGGGUUUCAUUUUGUACUUCACAUUCUACUACUGAAUGAGGAUCCAGUCAGACUAGAUUUCGGUGAGCUUUUGUGAUAACAGAUACCCCCUAGAUUACCAUUUUGGUCAACUGAUACCACUAGCUCAGAACUUAUGACAGAGUAACCUUUAAUGGCCUUUCUUGUAAUCGAAUCAGACUUUCUAAUCAUGAGUUAAUACUUCAUACCUGUCGAAAUACCCUUCCUCUCUGAUGAUCAUUAUUGCUUGCAGAUAUAGAUGGAUGUCAACGCUUGAAAUUCUUUGGUUUUCAUAUGAAAUGUGCAAUGUAUAAAAGGCAGAAUAGGAAAGAUCUUGCAGAUGACACGCUAGUAUAUGCACAUACACGAGGGAGGCUUUGUUACAAGACAGUGCGUAACUCCAAACGUGUUGAAAUAAUAGUUUAAAGAAACAUAGGAUACAAAAUAUAGGAGAAACACGUAAAUAAAAAAAAACAAAUUUAUUGUAUUCAUAUCUACGCUGUUAAUAUGUACAUAAUAUUUUCAUUUAAACAAAUAAUAAAUGUUCAAUAGUGUACUUGUUCAAUAAUAAUUGUAAAGUUAUCCUAAAA
Cuscuta europaea is the source of this 2833-nucleotide messenger RNA. The record is from the annotation of a GenBank genome assembly. Lineage: Eukaryota; Viridiplantae; Streptophyta; Magnoliopsida; Solanales; Convolvulaceae.